This is a messenger RNA of Echinostoma caproni, 207 nucleotides long. The record is from the annotation of a GenBank genome assembly. Lineage: Eukaryota; Metazoa; Platyhelminthes; Trematoda; Plagiorchiida; Echinostomatidae.
AUGCGGCCAACUAUUCAGGGUACUCAGGUGUUACCCUUGAGUCGCACACUUGCCGGUGAGCAUCACGGUGGUCAACUUCAAGGAUUAACUUUGGAGACCGGUUCGGUUGCGCCGAAGAUCGGUGCCACUAUGAGUUUCUUACGCCAGGUGUGGGUGGUUUGGAAUCAGGGUUUAGCCAACUCCUCUAGACUGACUACCAGUAGUUAG